This is a messenger RNA of Rhopalosiphum maidis (corn leaf aphid), 1264 nucleotides long. RefSeq names its product methyltransferase-like protein 22. Gene Ontology annotation, cellular component: nucleus. NCBI's taxonomy places the organism in Eukaryota, Metazoa, Arthropoda, Insecta, Hemiptera, Aphididae. Bases 275 to 1144 code for a protein of 289 amino acids. The transcript has 7 exons. The record is from RefSeq and is a predicted model, not a curated record. Gene Ontology annotation, molecular function: protein methyltransferase activity. Gene Ontology annotation, biological process: protein methylation.
AAAAAACAUAAUGAUAAUUUUAUUAUUAAUUUCGUAAAGUACUGUGACCAUAACACGUAGUCGAAAGAAUAAUAAUAUAAGGUGCCUUUAUCCACAUUAUACACGAUAUGUAUUUUCUUAAUUUUUCUUAAUACGAAAUAUUCAAUGAUCCAACGUUAAGUGCAUAAAUAGUGAUUACUCAUCCAGAUUUCAAUAUAGGCCGAUAUAAUGGUAUUAUAAGCUGUUUGUACAAAUAUGAUAAAAUCAAUUCAUUUAAUUUGACAAAAUACAAAAUAUGGAGACUACAGGUACCACUACAAAUACUCGUACUUUACAGUCGGAACUAUUUCUAGAAAUGAACGAGGGACAAGAAUCUAGUGAAACUCAUAACAUAAGAAUUGUUAGGAGCACAUUUAAAUUUAAAUGCCAACCAAAUAAGCCUUGUCCAGAAAAAUUGUCCGUUGAUGAAGAUGGAGAUUUAGUGGUUCGAAGAAGUCCGCUCGCCAAAGGCAUUAUAAUAGAGCAUAUAAAUCGAACUUUAUUAAAUAUGGUCGGUAUGCAAGUGUGGCGAAGCGCAUUAUUAAUGGGCGACUUUAUCCUGGAAAACAGGGAUAUUUUCACUAAUGAUCAAAUUAUAUUGGAACUUGGUUCUGGAGUAGGAUUGUCUGGAAUUGUAGCCGCCAUGUAUUGCAAAGAAGUCAUUUUUACAGAUAUCAAUAACAAAGAUAUAUUGUCAAUGAUUGAAAAAAACAUAAACUUAAAUCAAGAUUUAGUCGUUAGUCACACAACAGUUUUACCGUUGAAUUUUAACGAACCCGAAUUGCCUGAUGCACUCUAUGACAAGUUAAAAAAUUUACAAAUUUUAAUAGCUGCAGAUGUGAUUUACGAUAAUGACAUAACCAAACAAUUUGUCAAUACCCUAAAAAAAAUAAUGACAACAUCUCCUAGAAAAACCGCUUAUAUAGCAAUGGAAAAAAGGUAUGUAUUUAGUUCAGUCGAUUUGGAAGUUUGCGCUCCGUGUUACGAAUACUUCAAUGAUCUAUUAUCACAAAAUAACAAUUGGUGUGAAGUACAGCAAUUAGAUUGCAAUUUUCCACAAUAUUUCCAAUACAAAAAAACCAAAGAACUAGUUAUAUUCAAAUUAACCGCCAAUAAUUCCAUGUAAAAAAUGUAGUUAAUCAGACAAAAAUAAAAUGUAGGCACAUUAAAAUUAGCCAUUGGAUAUUUGAGUAAAGUUAUUAUUGUAUUAUUUUGAAACAUUAUUUAAAUAUAAUAUUAGCAUUAA